AUGAAAUACCAAAUAUUAUUUAUACCCAUUUGGAUUAUCGACUGUUCUCAUAUCGCUCAGAAUAAUUCCGAAGUUUUUGUAUCGUAUUCUGGGCAUAGUGAUUUGGAAAGACUAGAAAAACUAGAAGAACAUGUACCUCAGAAAGAAGAAAAAGUAACUGAAAAAGAAGAGAAGAUAACAAAAGUAUCUGAAACUGUUACUGAAGGUGUAGUGUUUAUACCAAAUGAAAAGCCAGUUUUUCGUGUUGAAGAUGGUAUGAAAAUUGAUGAUCUUGUUAAUACUAGACGAAUUGGAGAUCUAAUGGAAAAUAUAAAUGUUGCUACAGAAAAACCUCAACAAGAUAUUUUGUUCAUUUCUGGUAAAAACAAUGAAAAUCUAGAAACACUGGAUGCCUCCAAAAAGCAGAAUAAUCACCAAGAUUCUGGAAGACUUGUUCCAAAAUCUAGUAAAGCGAAAAAACCUAAGCCCAUCGAUUGCACUCAUUUGAAUUGCAAUAACACUAUAAAUUCGGUUUGUGGAGGGAAAGAGGAAGACAAAAGAUGGAAAUUCAGAUUGUUUUUAAAUGAGUGCUUUUUUAGAAAAGUUAAUUGUGGCUUCCAAUAUGCUGUUAACAGAUAUAAUAUAGUACCAUUGGAAAAAUGCAAAAAUAUUGGAGCACAUUUAGUCUCCAGACCUUUUGUGUUUAAGCCAAUACCGAUGCCAUUACAAAACAAGCCCUCUAUACAAAAUGAGACCAGAAGAUCAUUUUCUUCUAGAAGAUCUCUAAACAUGGGUAUAGAUGGCAGUUUCUGCGCACACGCAUGCCCAAGUUCAUGCACAGAUGACUAUGACCCACAAUGCGCCGUAUCCAACAGCGGAGUUAGAAAAGUGUUUCUAAAUCACUGUAAAUUGGAUUACAAUUCCUGUUUAUAUAAAGUUGUUUGGCAUCGGCGUCCGCUCUCAGAGUGUGUUGGGGGUAAAAAGGCAGAUAUGACUCAGAAUAGAGGCUUCAUAGGGUGGAUGCAACGAGUUGGUAUCGUCGAUCGAAAAGGACGCUUAGUUUUAUCU
Molecule: messenger RNA, 1047 nt
Organism: Brenthis ino (lesser marbled fritillary)
Lineage: Eukaryota; Metazoa; Arthropoda; Insecta; Lepidoptera; Nymphalidae
Source: the annotation of a GenBank genome assembly